UGCAAUUCCACUUCAGUCGCCUAACAUAAUAAUACACGAGCUGUGGCGUACUGUGGCCCUCGAAACGCGCGAUCCAUACCACCAAAAACAACCUCGCGUGCCCCAGGAACCAAAGCUGCCCCGCUUCAUCGCAUCGUCAGCUACAUUACCUACCUGCGAAGUAUCCGGGAUCGCAAACUACACACCGGCAAGGAAACCGCAAUUGUAGAGAAGAGACAGACACAUAAAGUCACCAUGCAGGCCAUUCCAGAACCUCGUCAGCAAACCUUCGAGGAGAUCUAUGCCCCACCGGAGAACUUCCUCGAGAUCGAGGUCCGCAACCCCCAGACUCAUGGCACUUCCCGCAACAUGUACACCUCCUACGAGAUCGUCUGCCGCACCAACAUUCCCGCCUUCAAGCUCAAGCACUCUGUCGUCCGCCGCCGCUACUCUGACUUCGAGCACUUCCGGGACAUCCUCGAGCGGGAAAGCGCGCGGGUGACCAUUCCUCCUCUGCCUGGCAAGGUGUUCACCAACCGGUUCAGCGACGAUGUGAUCGAACACAGACGCGAGGGACUGCAGCGCUUCUUGCAGAUUGUUGUUGGACACCCUUUGCUACAGACAGGGAGCAAAGUACUGGCUAGUUUCGUGCAGGACCCGAACUGGGACCGCAACGCAUGGUGAUGAGUUACGUCAACCCUGCACCGGCAUCUCCGACUAAUGACCUUGUCCAUUCCUUACCCAGUUGAUGAAUCAAGUCUUCAAACUUUCGAUUGUUGCAUGAACUCCAAAAGGCGUCGGCUACAUUAAUGAGUUGAGACCCUAUGCUCGCUUUUUUGCUCUGCUUGCCUUUUCUGUAAUCUUUUGCAGCUUUCAGAUUCCAC
Molecule: messenger RNA, 863 nt
Organism: Paecilomyces variotii
Lineage: Eukaryota; Fungi; Ascomycota; Eurotiomycetes; Eurotiales; Thermoascaceae
Product: Phox homologous domain-containing protein
Exons: 3
Coding region: 235-663 (142 amino acids)
Biological process (GO): endocytic recycling; late endosome to Golgi transport
Cellular component (GO): early endosome membrane; retromer complex
Molecular function (GO): phosphatidylinositol-3-phosphate binding
Source: RefSeq, a predicted model, not a curated record